Acanthaster planci (crown-of-thorns starfish) is the source of this 1970-nucleotide messenger RNA. RefSeq lists its product as uncharacterized. NCBI's taxonomy places the organism in Eukaryota, Metazoa, Echinodermata, Asteroidea, Valvatida, Acanthasteridae. The record is from RefSeq and is a predicted model, not a curated record.
UAGAGCGACUACCACGAGGCCCUAAGGCUGAGUGGAAUAUGGGUCACAGACGCACUAAAGUGUUCCAUUCGCGCUCGUGCAAUAGUUUAAGGGACCGAAUUUACAUUCGUGGUCUUCAGCUCAGCAUAUCAAGAAGAGAAACAGCAGAUCAAAGGAAAUAGGCCAUUUACUGUAUCCACUGAGUGUUCUAGGUCAUGUGGCAACUAAAUUGACGUAUGGCCAGUCUGAAUGUCAACACCAAAGUUCACUUUAUACCGAGUUGACGCCGGUAGAAAGCCUCAAUGCUUUUUUGAAUUGAAAUUCCGAAUUGUAAACAAUCACUUUGGGAGAAUGGUUCCCAAAAAUAGUUUGACCUACACUGCACACGGUGAACACACAAGGGGCAUAUUCACCGUCCAGCGUGGAUUCUGGGCCAACUCGCAGUCUACUGCUUCAGCAAGCCGAUGUGUAAAUGGUCCGUGUUCCAACUAAAGGAAUCAGGUGACAAUCAAUCAUUAGAGACCGUCGAAGGUAUUUCAAGCACCAUGACCAUAACUUCAGUGAUAGUCGGGACAGUCGUCACCCAAGUCGUUGGGGCGUUCUGGUACAAUGUAUUCGCCGAGCCGUGGAUGAGAGGUCUCGGAAAGAAAAGGGAGGACUUCAAGAACACGGACAGUUCUCCGUUCCUUCUGGCGUUCCUGGCCAUGUUCGCUCUGUCAGCUUUCAUGUCUGCAACGCUCAGGCCUUUCUUUGGAGUGGUGACUGUGGAGGAGGCCAUCCACUUUGCUCUGCGCGUGUCGGUAGCGGGAGCCCUGCUGCAGAUUCCUCACAGGAGCUUCCAGGGCACAGGCUGGUCUACCUAUUUCGUGAAUGUCGGUUAUGACGCCGUCUGCUUGCUCAUUAUCUGUGUCAUAACUACAAUGCUGUAGGUAGACUAGACUUCUUACAGCGUUCAUUUAGGCCUACUGUUUUUAUGUUUAGAGGGUGAAUACAUGAUGGCCAGUAACAGACCAUAAUGACACGAAGUCAAUUUCAACCAAGCGAGUGGGCCGAUAUACAACGAGCAAGCAAUUUUAAACUUGGCUGAGAAAGAAACAAAGAUAGACCUACAAAGGUUAGCCGUACCAAAAACCAAAGGAUAUGGAAGCUUUUGAUAGGCAGACGGCCAGACUAGCAGAUAAGACACAACAGAAGCGAAUUCACAGGGAGAAAGGGGUUGGGGUAUAGACUAAUCCGAUUAGACGCCAUAACUGCGGUGGCACCGCACUCACACGCACAUUCUUCAGCUUGACGCGCGCGUGCAUAUGGCAAAUCACGACACCCUGUUGGUCGAAAAGACGUGUAACGCGCGCGUUUCAUCUGUCCACGAGUAUUGUGCCACCGCAGAAAUGAUUUCUAAUUCUGGUCGUCGAAUUACACUAAAAACCCCUGCUCUGACACGCACACAAAAGAGAAUAAACAAAUCUAAAACAAUGAUAGUAUUACUGAAAAAAGAUAAUAUCUUCUAAAGGGUUAUUUUUCCUACAUGCGUUACCUACGUGCCCGUCUGUCCGCAACAAUUGGACUAUAGGAAAAAAUCUAAGGGACCUUCCCCUCCCCUCAAAAAAUCGGAUCCACCCCUGGCAAAUACACAAAUAAAUAAAUAAAUGAUGUAAUUGAAAAUUUCCUUUCCAAGAUUUAAUGUAGGAAUACAUCUUAGCUGUAGGAUAUUUAGAUACAGUUUAUGUCGUGCAAGAAUGGAAUUUCUCAUCAAAUGCUAACAUAAUCUGUUCUCGUUAAAUGACUUAAGGUUUGUUUGGUAUUUGUAUACGUUUUGAAAAUUUGUUCGGUGGAUACGUUAUCGGUUCAGCUGUUUAAAAGUGUAACGUUAUAAUUGUUACUCGCAUAUUCGUACAUUUUGAAGACCGCUCGAGGAGAUCAUGCAAGCCGUUGUCGCUCAGUGAAUGUCAGUUUAGUUUGAGUGUAGGGUAGGCUAACAAAAUAAUCAAAUA